UUUUAGUAAAGACGUCAUAUUUGUGCGACACUCGCAGGAACACAUGCACCAUGCGUUGAAAUACAGAGGUGUAUGAAGAAACAUUUAUGCUUUUAAUAAUAAGUAUAUUGUUCGCGAGAAGUUGAAAACGUCGUGGGUUGUCAUGGCUGGACGCGCGCUGUCGUUUAAAUCAAAUUACGCAGUCUCCAGCAAAAUAGAACCAUUCUAUAAAGGAGGUAAAGUGCAGAUAAGUCACGACGAGCAGUACAUCUUGUGCACAUGUGGUCCACGAGUCAACAUUUUACAGAUCAAUACAGGAAAAAUCAUCCAUAGUAUCGAGCAGGAUGAUCAGGAGGACAUCACCUCGUUCUCUCUGAGUCCCGACGAUGAGGUGCUGGUGACGGCCAGCAGGGCUCUGCUCCUGAAGCAGUGGGACUGGAAGCAGGAGAAGUGCACUCGCUCCUGGAGGGCCAUCCACAAUGUGCCCGUGUCCAGCAUGAUUGACUCCACCUCCACCCUGCUGGCUACAGGUGGCUGCGACGGCACCAUCAAGCUGUGGGAUGUUUUGAAGCAGUACUGCACACACAACCUGAAAGGAUCGUCUGGGGUUGUACAUUUGGUUGAGUUUCAUCACAUCAGCAGGCUGCAGCUCUUCUCCUCCUCCGUGGACUGUGGGAUCAGGAUCUGGGGACCUGCAGAGCAGCAAGUGUAUCUGUGUUUGGAGAGCCACUUUAGUGCCGUCACAUCCCUGGCCUUCUCCCCGAUUUAUGAAAACUCUAAUUAGACAAAAAUCUGUUCAGUUUGGGACCUGAAGAAGAAGACCGUCAAGAAGACUGUCCUCGCCUAUGAGGCUGUGGAAGGUGUUGUUCUUCUCCCUGAGAAGGGCGAUUACUCUCAGAUGGGUGUGAAGGGUGAAGGGUUGCACUUUGUCACAGCUGGCAGUAAAGGUAUUCUUCGAGUGUGGGACUCCCUGUCCGCUCGCUGCGUGUUCAUCCAAUCGCUGCCCGAUGCUCCGGCUCUCAACACAGACGAGGGUCAUUUAGACCCGCGCAGCCUGAUGCACCUCCUGCCCAUGCCGCAGUCCAACAGACUGGUCAGCGCCACCGCAGAGCACAACAUCCUCAUCUACCAGAUGCCGCUCGCUGUACAGCAGCAGGUGAGCCCCACGGUCCACCUUCUGCCCGGCCUCAAUGACGAUGUCCUGGAUGUGAAGUUCCUGGGCAGGGAUGACACGCACAUAGUUGUGGCCACCAACAGCUCUCAGCUGAAGGUGUUUGAGCUGGCCACUAACAGCUGUCAGAUUCUGUAUGGACACACAGAUACCAUCUUAUCUAUCGAUGUCCUCCGCAAAGGUUCCAUGUUUGCCAGCUGCGCAAAGGACAAGUCCCUGCGGCUGUGGAAGAUGGAUGACGUAGCGCCCGGCAGGGUGCACUGCGUGGCUCAGGGCAGCGGACACUCCAACGCCGUGGGCUCUAUCGCCUGCUCCAGGUUAAAGAAGGUCUUCCUGGUGUCGGGCAGUCAGGACUGUACUGUUAAGGUCUGGGACCUGCCUGACUCUUUUCCUGAAGUGGGAUGUGAACCGGUGUUGAUACGGCACGGCUCGUGAGAGAAAGCUCAUGACAAGGAUGUGAACAGCGUGACCGUCUCUCCCAAUGACAAGCUGCUGGCCACGGGCUCUCAGGACCGUACUGCUAAGCUCUGGUUGCUGGCUGACAUGAGUCUGCUGGGCGCCUUCAGAGGUCACAGUCGCGGUAUUUGGUGCGUUCAGUUCUCUCCGUGGACCAGUCUCGCCUCGGCCUCAGCGGACGGCUCCAUCAAAAUCUGGUCCCUUCAAGACUUCAGCUGCUCAAGGUGAACGUUUGAGGGACAUGACGCCUCUGUGUUAAAGGUCAUAUUUGUCAGUCGAGGAACUCAGCUAGUGUCGAGUGGUUCUGAUGGACUUGUGAAGUUGUGGACCAUAAAAAAACGAAAGUGCAUAAAAACAUUUGACGCCCACCAGACAAAGUGUGGGCUCUGCAACGGCAGCAGCAAAGAUGACCUGAUAGUGACGGGAUCAGCCGACUCCACCAUCACGCCUGACGUGACUAAAGUGGAGCUGGCAGAGGAGCAGGCCAAACAGGAAGACCCGAUGUUUUUGCGUCUUCACAGGCAGCAGGAGCUGUCAAAUUUACUUCAUGAGAAGAAGUACCUGAAGGCUCUGGGAAUCGCCAUCUCCCUGGAUCAUCCUCACACUGCAUUACGAGUCAUCCGAGAGAUACGCCAGCAGGAGGAUGGCGUGCAGGAGCGAAAGACCCUCCUGAAGCUCCGCCAGGAUCAGAAAGAGUCGGUGUUGCGAUACUCCGUGGUGAACACUAAUUCCCGCAGCUGUCUGGACGCCCAGGCUGUCCUGCAGGUGCUGCUCACACACCUGAGCCCAGAAGAGAUCCUGCAGUAUCAGGGCGCUCGCACCCAUCUCGAGGGCCUGGUGCCGUACACAGAGAGACACAUGCAGCGGAUUGGCCGUCUCCUGCAGUCCUCGAUGUUUCUGGACUACAUGUGGCAGAAAAUGCGUAUAACGGGCCUGCGCUUCUGGAUGCCACACGCAGUGUUAGUACUAUACAGCCAUACAGUGUCAGUUGCACGUGUUGGAGGAGUAAGAAAAAUGAGCGACAGUGAAGAAAAUGCACCGUCCACGACUAGCUCGCAGGUCACAGACUUAGUUGACAAGAAAGAAAGAGACCUUGUGACUGCUCAGGAAGAACUUAAACUGCCCAGACACAAGAUGGUGACAGAAUCACCUACCAGGUGGGGCUCACGUCAAAAGAUGGUGGCCAGGGUGAUUGAACAGCACAAGGCUAUCAGUCAGGUACUCACUGCUGACAAGAAAACCAGACACUUGGUGCCUACCUGGCAGGACAUUGACGUUUUGGAGUCAAUAAAUGAGGGCUUGAAACCACUUCUUGAGUUCACAGAUUCACUGUCUGGUGAAUCUUAUGUGAGUGUGUCCUACCUUAAGCCUGUGCUGCACCUCUUCAAAACAGAGGUCCUGAAACAUUCUGAUGAUGACACACAGCUCACAAAGGACAUAAAGACAGUAGUCAUAGACUAUCUCAGUGAGAAGUAUGAUGAGGAGAUAACAGAUGAACUGCUUGAUAUGGCAUCCUUGGUUGAUCCGCGCUUCAAGACUCAAUAUAUCAGGCCAGAGAAAAUUGAGGGAAUCAAACAAAGAGCAGUUUCUGAGAUUCUGAAUAUGGAAGGAGACCAAGGUCCAUCCACUUCACAGGCUUCAUACAGAACAGAAGAAAUGGAGGCAGAGGGGAGCUGCUGCAGCUGUUCCUGCCAAGAAGCAGAGGAAGUAGUGGAGAUGGAGCUGGAGCACUACCUCAUGGCUCCAGAUGCAGACAGUGAAACAGAACCCUGGAUUGGUGGAAGAUCAAGAAAAACAUUAUACCACUAUUUCCACAAAAAUAUGAAAUAUGCUGGUCUGUUGUUUUUCCCCAGUGUGAACUUGGAUGAUGAUGAAGAUGAGAUGGACACCAGCCCUCAAACCUUCUUCAUCAUAGACAAGCAGCAGAUGGACAAGGCAGACAUUCAGGGAUCUCUGCAGCAACAAGAUGAAGAAGAUGAAGAGGAGGAUCUGGAGGAUUCAGAUAAAAGAGAGGAGCUUCUUGAAGAUGAAAGUGUCAGCACAUCUAAAAGCGCUCGCGUGAACGGCGUGAAACCGAGCGGCGUGAACGCUGUCACAGAUGGAGGUCAGGCGUCCAGUGAGGAGAGUGAAGAUGAGGAUGAUGCCAUAGAAAUUAACGAGUCUCUUCCCACCGAAUCUAUGGGUUCAGAGCCCUCCAAAACUGCAGAUAUAAGGUGAUUGGCUGCUGUAGCUGUCAGUUAUGAUUUUUAUUAUUUUUUUAUUCAGUACUGAUUGUUGAAUUGAUGGACUAUUUGAGAUCUUUCAGAAUUUUCUGUGAUGCAUCAACACAGCGUCUCUUUCACUUAAACGGGUUUCCUGUUUGUACCACGAACAUAAGUUUAUCAUGUAGUUGUUUUGUCAUUCUUCAAAAUAAAUGUUCAUAUCUA
Molecule: messenger RNA, 4032 nt
Organism: Puntigrus tetrazona (Sumatra barb)
Lineage: Eukaryota; Metazoa; Chordata; Actinopteri; Cypriniformes; Cyprinidae
Gene: tbl3
Product: transducin beta like 3
Biological process (GO): endonucleolytic cleavage to generate mature 5'-end of SSU-rRNA from (SSU-rRNA, 5.8S rRNA, LSU-rRNA); endonucleolytic cleavage in 5'-ETS of tricistronic rRNA transcript (SSU-rRNA, 5.8S rRNA, LSU-rRNA)
Cellular component (GO): nucleolus; small-subunit processome; 90S preribosome
Molecular function (GO): protein binding; U3 snoRNA binding
Source: RefSeq, a predicted model, not a curated record